AACGAGUCAGAAUAAUAAAUAAUAAGAGGAGGUUGUUACUCCCAUCGUUAACCACAGUUUAGACGGCCCUGUAGGGCACGCGAUUUUAGCAGCCGACUGGUAAACCAGUCAACAAGAAUAUAGGAACGAGAUGGAAUAACAGAGAGGAGGGAGAGUAAAAGAGAAAGAAACAGAGUAGAAAUCUAAAAAAACGAAAUAGAAAGUGGUUUGUCCAGGGCAAGUAACUACAGUCUCCGACGCUUUUAAAGCGCCUCCUUCUCCCGUAUACAGACCAUGCAUGGUGUGUUCUUGUUUUCCACACACACACACACACACACACACAUACACACCAUAGCAUCAAGGUGCUGUAGUACGGUGCUGUCUUGAAAGUUCCCGCAUCAUUGUGCCCGCAUUUCUCGUGCGGUUGUCGACUCGGAAAGUACAAUAUCUUCUGGUUAUCCUCGGUUUGAAAAAUUCAACAUUCUUGGAACAAUUAUAUGUAAUAAAUUACAUUUAGAAAUAUGAGGAAGCUUUUGGCUCUUUCGGUAAUCAUAUUGGCAAGUGUAAUGAUCAACGCUCAAGGACAAGUAUCCCCUCCAAAACCAUCAGUCUAUGGAACAACCUUCGACGAAAUUAUCGUAUCGUCCAAUUUAAGUGUACGAAGAAAAUCAAAGGAAAACCGUCAAGGCAAAAGAUUACUUUCAAAUGUACCAUCGGGUACUACCGGUUCGCCAGAAAAAUCCACUCCAGUUGCAUCCAGGCUCGUGUCCAAUGACGGCAGUCGUGUUACACCAGUGAAAAGAACAAAACGCGAAUCUAUUAUAAGCCAAACAAGAUAUUUGGAUCUGGGAGUCGCGGGAUACUUGCUGAAGUCUCAGAAAGGAUAAAAAUGAAAAAACAAGGAGGACAACCGCACAAUUCCCACACCCCCUCAUCUGUGAUCACACCUUUCGACUACCUUUCGGACUCGGCUCAUGUAUCAAAAAUUGAAUAAAAAUUUCUCUGUUUCAUAACA
Messenger RNA from Polistes dominula (European paper wasp), 994 nucleotides. RefSeq lists its product as uncharacterized. The record is from RefSeq and is a predicted model, not a curated record. Lineage: Eukaryota; Metazoa; Arthropoda; Insecta; Hymenoptera; Vespidae.